CACUGCAGGUCUGCAAUAAUUUUCUCUUUCUAUGAAGUUUCCUAUUUUGGCUUCUGGUAGCAAGUCAAUUCGAGACGCUUCCUUCCAUGAGAGAGAUACAGUAAUUUGUAGACAUACAAUAUACAAACACCCAUACACCCAACACCUUUCUCGAUCUUAUUUUAAAAUUGUACACUUUGGAGCUGGAUCAAAGUCAAUUUCGAUCACAAUUUUGUUCUGCGAAUUUUAGCGGAAGAGGGAUAGCUUAGAUUUGGGUUCUUACCUCUAUAUACUGUCUACGAACACACAUGGUUUUCAAGAUUUUCGGCUGAGUUUUGGUGAGGGGAUAACCUGUGUAUUUGCGUACACGCUCAGAUCAUAUCAUUACGCCUAUGGUCUAGGAAGGUGCACAUAUAGUUUGGGAGUAAAAAUGGUUAGUGGAAAGUUGUUUCACUGUAGAAGGAACUCAUGGCCUCCUGAAGAAUACAUCAAUCGUACAACUUUACAACUUUUUGAUUCAGACAGUGCUUCUCCACCAUCUCAAGCCUGGAGAAGGAAAUUAAACACUCAUGCCAGCAUUCUUAAAGAAUUUAGUGUUACAUUUACAGAAGCAAUAAAAGUGAUUCGUCUUGGCAUACGUUUGUGGUCAUAUGUAAGAGAAGAGGCCUCCCAUGGAAGGAAAGCACCAAUUGAUCCUUUUACUCGAGAACGUUGCCGGCCAUCAGCUUCCCUGGGUGUUCCACUUGGAGGCAUGGGGAGUGGAAGCAUAUCGAGAGGUUUUAGAGGCGAGUUUAGGCAUUUUCAAAUUCUUCCUGCAACAUGUGAGACUUCUCCGGUCAUGGCCAAUCAAUUUUCAAUUUUCAUAUCUCGAGAUGGAGGAAACAAGAAGUAUGCAUCAGUUCUAUCACCAGGCCGCCACGAAGGAUUAGGGAAGCAUAAUGAUCAUGGCAUUUCUUCAUGGGGCUGGAACCUGAGUGGCCAGCACUCCACUUAUCAUGCAUUGUUUCCUAGGACUUGGACCAUCUACGAUGGUGAACCCGAUCCUGAACUUAAAGUGUCUUGUCGGCAGAUUUCCCCGUUUAUUCCGCAUAAUUACAGAGAGAGCAGUCUUCCUACAGCUGUUUUCGUAUAUACCAUUAUUUGGCACCUCAUUAUCAUGGUAAUGGACUAAUGGGUAAAUUCCACCACUGUUAAUAGUCUAGUUA
Cuscuta campestris is the source of this 1184-nucleotide messenger RNA. Lineage: Eukaryota; Viridiplantae; Streptophyta; Magnoliopsida; Solanales; Convolvulaceae. The record is from the annotation of a GenBank genome assembly.